This is a messenger RNA of Cuculus canorus (common cuckoo), 2607 nucleotides long. It is a transcript of the gene MMP17, whose product is annotated as matrix metallopeptidase 17. Bases 655 to 2205 code for a protein of 516 amino acids. NCBI's taxonomy places the organism in Eukaryota, Metazoa, Chordata, Aves, Cuculiformes, Cuculidae. The transcript is spliced from 10 exons. The record is from RefSeq and is a predicted model, not a curated record. Gene Ontology annotation, cellular component: extracellular matrix. Gene Ontology annotation, molecular function: metalloendopeptidase activity; zinc ion binding. Gene Ontology annotation, biological process: extracellular matrix organization; proteolysis; collagen catabolic process.
GGAGAUCAAGCAUUCUGAGGAGCGGCUGAGGGAAUUGGGAUUGUUUAGCCUGGAGAAGAGGAGGCUGAGUGGAGACCUGUAGCAAGGCAGGUGCUGAUCUCUUCUUCCAAGUGACAAAUGAAAGGACAAGAGGAAAUGGCUUCAGCUUGCACCAGCGGAGGUUUAGACUGGAUAUUAGGAAAAAUUUCUUAACUGAAAGAGCAGUCAAGCAUUGAAACGGGCUGCCUGGGGAAGUGGUGGAGUCACCAUCCCUGGAGGUGUACAAAAAACACAUAGAUGUGGCACUUUGUGACAUGGUUUAUUAGGCACGGUGAUGUUGAGCUGAUGGUUGGACUUGGUCUUAGAGAUCUUUUCCUACCUCAGUGAUUCUAUGACCUAAGUGGUGCAGAGGGCAGCAGAGAAAGGCAGAAGGUAGCCAAAGCAUCUGGGAAGAGGAUAGGAAGGACAGAAUCGGACACCUCUGCAGAAGAGGCAGUUGGGUGAGUGCAGAGCCUGAAGGCAUCACUCUGGGUUUCCCUGGGCUUCACCACCAGAGGAGUGGAGCGUGGCGAUGCUGAGAAGGACUGGCUGACGAAAUUUGGGUAUCUGCCUCCUCCGGAUCCCGUCACGGGACAACUGCAGACGCAAGAGGAGCUCACCAAGGCCAUCACUGCCAUGCAGAGGUUCGGGGGGCUCGAGACGACGGGGGUCCUAGAUGAAGCCACACUGGAGCUGAUGAAGACCCCUCGUUGCUCUCUGCCUGACUUUGCUGCCGCAGAGACCAGGAGGAAGCGAUUUGUGCAGGCAGUCACCAAGUGGAGCAAAAGGAACUUGUCUUGGAGAGUUCGCACCUUCCCAAAAGAGUCCCACCUGGGCCACGACACAGUCCGAGCCCUGAUGUACUACGCCCUGAAGGUCUGGAGUGACAUCACUCCGCUGAAUUUCCACGAAGUGGCAGGUAACAACGCCGACAUCCAGAUAGACUUCUCCAAGGCAGAUCACAAUGACGGCUAUCCCUUUGAUGGGCCUGGUGGGACAGUGGCACAUGCUUUCUUCCCUGGAGACCAUCACACAGCAGGAGACACUCAUUUUGACGAUGAUGAGUAUUGGACCUUCCGAUCAUCAGACGCUCAUGGGAUGGACCUAUUUGCUGUGGCUGUCCAUGAGUUUGGCCAUGCCAUUGGCCUGACCCACAUCUCUGCUAUAGAGUCUAUUAUGAGACCCUACUACCAGGGUCCAGUGGGGGAUCCUCUGAAGUAUGACCUUCCGUAUGAGGACAAAGUCAGAAUCUGGCAACUUUAUGGAGUCAGAGAAUCUGUGUCUCCCACAGCUAAACCUGAAGUCAGCAAAACUGAUGACCAUCCUAUUCUGCCAGAGCUGCCAGAGAACCGCUCCACUGUCUCCCUCAGGCGGGACGUGCCCAACAGAUGCAACACUCACUUCGAUGCGGUGGCCCAAAUCCGGGGAGAGGCUUUCUUCUUUAAAGGCAAGUACUUCUGGAGACUGACUCGCAAUAAGCACUUGGUCUCCCUCCAGCCGGCUCAGAUCCACCGUUUCUGGCGGGGCUUGCCGCUCAACCUGGACAGCCUGGACGCAGUCUAUGAGAGAACCAGCGACCACAAGAUCGUCUUCUUCAAAGGAGACAGGUACUGGGUCUUCAAAGACAAUAACGUGGAGGAAGGAUACCCACGGCCGAUCUCGGACUUUGGUCUGCCACUGGGAGGAAUUGAUGCUGCUUUCUCCUGGGCCCACAAUGACAAGACUUAUUUCUUCAAGGACAAUCUGUAUUGGCGCUACGACGACCACGAGCGGAGGAUGGAUCCUGGGUACCCUUCAGAGACCAUCCUGUGGAAGGGGAUACCGAGCCCUUUAGAUGAUGCCAUGAGGUGGUCAGAUGGUGCAAGUUACUUCUUCAGGGGCAAAGAGUACUGGAAAGUGCUGGAUAGUGACCUGGAGGCCCAGCCUGGCUAUCCCCAGUCCAUCGCCAGAGACUGGCUGGUGUGCAGCGACAUGCAGUCCGACUCCCCAGAGGCCGCCGGGAGCAGCAGGACUGGGGCACGCUCCAAACCAGGGCAGCACGAUGAGAGCCGCUCAGAGAAUGGCUAUGAAGUCUGCUCCUGCACCUCAGCCUCCCCGUCUCUCUGGGCUUGCCCUGUGCUCAGACUGUUCGCCAGCCUCGUGCUGACAAGCACAUGGACAGCAGCACUGAUGUGUGCAGCCCUAUGACAUCCCGUCCCUCAGAUGAGACAAUGCCACGGUGCUCCAGGGAGGGGAGAUGGAUACAAUCCCGUGAUGCUAACUGUCGCAGGCAAAAAAACAUUUCUAGAACAUGCUGGUGAAGGGUUUGCAUUCUCCAUGAGAAAUGGACAUUGGGGUUAGGUUUUUUUCUUUUAAAUUUUAGUUUAAAGGUCUAAUAAUAGAUUUUGAGUUCUUCACCUCCUUAUUCCCCCAUCCGGUUAAAGAUGAGAGCAGCCUAACACCGAAUUUAGAGAUGUUCCAUAGAGGUGUGUUGCUUUGGAUGUUUAAACACACCAAAGGGAGGGGAGAGCUCCUGUGAUUGAAUGGGAACAGGAGAGAUGCUGCUGAAGCCGAUGGCAGCAUCCCAGAGGGAAUGUAGCAAGGCAAUAG